This is a messenger RNA of Arachis duranensis, 846 nucleotides long. RefSeq lists its product as uncharacterized. The record is from RefSeq and is a predicted model, not a curated record. NCBI's taxonomy places the organism in Eukaryota, Viridiplantae, Streptophyta, Magnoliopsida, Fabales, Fabaceae. The coding region runs from base 1 to 846 and encodes 281 amino acids. The transcript has 3 exons. Gene Ontology annotation, molecular function: nucleic acid binding; zinc ion binding.
AUGCCUGAAGCAUCAGGAAAUACUCCUAACCCUAUAGACUUCAUGGCUGCAUUAGGCAAUAUGGCAGUAGCAAUAGGAACCUCAAAUCCUACCAAUGCCGAUAACUGGAUACAGGCCAUUGAGCGAGCAUUGCAGGCUCAGCAGGUUCCUGAUGAACAGUGGGUUGAGUUUGGAACCUACCAGUUGCAUGGUGAAGCUCAGCACUGGUGGCAAGGCAUGAGGGACAUUCUGCAGCCUGAUAGGGGCCAGAUGACUAUUACUAUGUACACCAGUAAAUUUGAGGAAUUGUGCCGCUUCUCACACAUCUGUCAGGGAGCUCUUGAGGACUUUGCUGAGUGGAAGUGUAUAAAGUAUGAAGGAGGCCUUAGGAGUGACAUUCAGAGUUUUGUGGCACCUAUGCAGAUUUGGGUGUUUUCUGAGCUGGUGAAUAGUAGCAGGGUGGCGAAGGAUUGUGUCAGAAGGGCUGCAACAGAAAAAGGGAGUCUGAGGAUGCCAUUCCAAAGGACCACAGGGAGAAACUUUGCACCCAGAGGUAGACAGUUCAAGCGUGGUGGCUAUGUCCCUCAGAAUAAUCAGGGGCAAGGCAACUCUAGAAGACCUAAUACCAGUGCUAAUCAGGGAAGGAGACGGGGGAAGCAGCCACAGCAGGAUAUUAGUUGCCAUAGAUGUGGAAAGUAUCAUUCUGGGCCAUGCAGGAUUGGGACUGGAGUCUGUUACUCCUGCGGGCAGCCAGGACACUUGGCUAGUAGUUACCCAGAGAAGAAGAGGUAUGAGAUAGGCAGAGUGCAGCAACCAGGAAGAGUAUAUACUACUUCUUCAAUAGGCGCUGAGGGUCAGAGGCAUUGA